This is a messenger RNA of Linum trigynum, 639 nucleotides long. NCBI's taxonomy places the organism in Eukaryota, Viridiplantae, Streptophyta, Magnoliopsida, Malpighiales, Linaceae. The record is from the annotation of a GenBank genome assembly.
AUGUCAUGCAAGAACUUUUGAGCACACCACAAUUGAAAUCUUGCAUUCUCUAGUCAAUUCUCCAAUGUCAUGCAAAAACUUUUGAGCUCAACGUCGUGUGCUAAUCAUGUGCCUAUAUCUGUACCUCCAGCUGAGAGAAAGAGGCGUGCUGAAGAAGCUCAACAAUCUGCAACUGCUAAUGGUUCAACUGCUGACAAUAACAGAGGCCCUAGUUAUUUCCGCCCAACUAGUGGUGGUGGCGACCAAGAAACCAUUCCACCAAACAACAUACUGUUCAUUCAUAAUCUGCCGCAUGGAACCACAAGCAUGAUGUUGCAUGUCUUGUUCCAGCAGUACCCCGGGUUCAAGGAAGUCUGGAUGGUGGAAGCUAAGCCUGGCAUUGCAUUCGUUGAAUUUGAAGACGACGUCCAGUCAUCCAUGGCCAUGCAGGCACUUAAAGGGUUCAAAAUCACUCCUCAAAACCCAAUGGCCAUCAGUUUUGCCAAGAAGUAGUAGGGUUGCAUGUCUUCUACAUGUAAUUUGUGGAUUAAGGAGAGUCAUGCUAACAAAACCAGGCCUCCUGAAACCGAGUUAGAGUGAUGUAUCUGAUCAGGAUCAAUGUUAUUGCAGACCCACCAUCAAUAGAAUUUUAGCCAGUUC